Messenger RNA from Morus notabilis, 2040 nucleotides. Its product is annotated as protein RCC2 homolog. The transcript has 16 exons. The record is from RefSeq and is a predicted model, not a curated record. The coding region runs from base 270 to 1898 and encodes 542 amino acids. NCBI's taxonomy places the organism in Eukaryota, Viridiplantae, Streptophyta, Magnoliopsida, Rosales, Moraceae.
CAUUUUGAAUUAGGGUUUGGGUUUUCAUUUCUCAUUUCCUUAUCUCCUUUCUUCUUUCUUCCACGGCACCUGAAAACCCUAAAUCCCUCCUUCUCCGAUCUCUUUCACUAGCCGUUACCCGCCCCCGUUUCCCGCCAAACCUUCCUCAUCUUAGCCGUUGGUGCGACAGGUUUUCAAAAAAAGUAGCCGUUGGAUCUACGUUGUUCUAUAUUGCGGGAACAAAAAAAAAAAAACGAUUUUUUCUUCUAUUAUUCUCUCUUGACUCGAAAAUGUCUGCGGUGGAAGCGGAGAAGAAGGGGGAGGAGGAGGACAAGAAGGUGGAGAAGGCGGGAGAGCUUCUGUUCUGUGGCGCCACGUGUUGGGACGCGAUUGGCCGGAAAAAGGGCCCCAUGGAGGGCAACUUGGUCUCUCCAACUCUGCUCCGACCUCUUGUCGGCGUUGACAUCCGUUUCGUCGCCGCCGGUUGUGUGUCGUGUCAUUGCGUGGCAUUGGACGUCGAAGGGCGUUGCUAUACUUGGGGACGCAAUGAGAAAGGGCAGUUGGGACAUGGUGAUAAAAUUCAGCGUGAUAGGCCAACUAUAGUAUCUGAACUUUCAAAGUACAAAAUUGUUAGAGCUGGAGCAGGGAGGAGUCACACAGUUGUGGUUACUGAAGAUGGGCAGUCCCUAUCUUUUGGCUGGAACAAACAUGGGCAGCUCGGUUCAGGUUCAGUAAGAAAUGAAAUUGAGGCAUCUCCUGUUCGCUGUCUUGUGUCUGAAGUUACAACUACUGCUUGUGGUGCUGAGUUUACUGUUUGGUUAUCUUCUGUUGAAGGAGCUUCUAUACUAACUGCAGGCCUUCCACAGUAUGGGCAACUUGGGCAUGGAACUGACAAUGAGUACAAUACUAAAGACAGCUCAGUGAGACUUGCUUAUGAAGCCCAGCCUCGCCCUAGAGCAAUAGCUUCACUUUCUGGGGAAACAAUUGUGAAAGUUGCAUGCGGAACAAACCACACAGUGGCGGUGGAUUCAAAUGGUUAUGUGUAUACGUGGGGAUUUGGUGGUUAUGGGAGGCUUGGACAUAGGGAGCAGAAGGACGAGUGGGUCCCUCGUCGAGUUGAUGUUUUCCAGAGGCAUAAUAUCUUACCCCCUAAUGCAGUCAUUUCGGCGGGUUCUGUUAAUUCUGCAUGCACUGCGGGUGGGGGCCAGUUAUAUAUGUGGGGAAAAUUAAAGAACACAGGCGACGAUUGGAUGUAUCCUAAACCUCUAAUGGAUUUAAGUGGCUGGAAUUUACGUUGCAUGGAUUCUGGUAACAUGCACCAUUUUGUUGGUGCCGACAAUUCCUGCAUAAGUUGGGGUCACGCUCAGCAUGGAGAGCUGGGAUAUGGUCCCAACGGCCAGAAAUCCUCCUCGGUGCCCAAAAAGGUGGAUAUUCUUGAGGGUAUGCAUGUUCUCAGUGUUGCAUGUGGUUUGGGCUUUUCCAUGGUGGUUGUUGAUAGAACAAAUGUUGCCGACCGACUAGAUCAGCUUGAUGUUUAUGAUGGCAAAACUUUUGGUGAAGGUAGUGAGGAACCCGAAAACCAAACUGCCGUUGUUAAGAAAGCGUCGAAGAGAGGUGCAGCCAAAGCUUCUGAUGAUAAUUUGAAGAAGUGGAAGAAGGCGAAAGAAUCAUCUGAUGACGAGGACGAGGAUGAAGAUGAUGGUGCUGAUGACAUUAGUGAUGAUAGUGAUGAACUAGCUAAUGGGCGUAGCCAAAAUAAAAAACGGGGUGGGAAAGUUUCCGGUGGAGGCCGUGGUAAAGGUGCUCAAAAAGCAUCUUCAGGGGAAAAACGUGGCCGGGGCCGUCCUCCAUCUGCGAAUAAAAGUUCACGGGCUACUGAGGGGAGAACUGGCAAACGAGGAAGGCCCCGUAAGCUGUAAAAUUUUAUGGCAACAGGUCAAUUUGGAAAUUUUGUUCUCUCAAUGUAGAGAAGUUAUUUUUAAGAACAAUUGCUGCUUGUACUGGCACUUAUGUUUUAAUAUCAUAUAAUUUUUAAUUGGCCGUGCCGUCGUUUGGUCAAUU